UGGCAGGCGGACAUGAUCCCGCGGCUCCUGUCCCUCCUCUGCUUCAGAUUGUGUGUUGGCCAAAGAGACCCCCCGGGAGAUGGGUCCCUCCCCAAGCCCACCCUCAGCGCCUGGCCCAGCUCGGUGGUCCCCGCCAAGAGCAACGUGACUCUGCGGUGCUCCAGCCCCGUYCCGGGGAUCCGAUUCCUUCUCAGAAAGGGACCUGAUAUUUUGGAUUCCAGGCUGCCACUGGGUCCCACUAAGACCACGGCCGAGUUCCUUCUCACUGAGCURGGACCCCGGAGUGCUGGGCCAUACACCUGCGAAUGCUUCUGGGGAGGGUUCUCUGGUGUGACCUCUCAGCUCAGCAACGUCCUUCUGCUCUUGGUCACAGGGUAUUUGCCUAAACCUUCCCUCCAAGCCCAUCAUGUGGGCCAGGUGACCGCAGGGGGAGAGGUGACCCUGCAGUGCCAGAUACCCAGCACCAUGGUGCGGCCUUUGGAGUCUGCCCUGCUGAAGGCCGGGACCCCCUCGCCCGUGCAGCUGCACCGGCCAGUGGGGUCGGAGUCAGACUUCUCCCUUCAGGGCGUGACAGUCAAUGACACGGGGACCUACAGCUGCAUCUACUACCAGGCAAGGGCUCCCUUCUGGGCCUCGGACCCCAGCCCUGCCCUGGUCAUCCUGGUGACAGGGCCAAGCCCAGCAGCAGGGAGGCCUUCCCCGGGGGCCUCGUCCGAGGGUUACACCAAGGGCAACCUCGUGCGGCUGGGAGUGGCGGCCGGCGUCCUGCUGAUGGGGGUGGUCCUCGUGCUGGAAGCCUGGCAUGCCGGAGGGGUGCCACACKCUCAGCCAGGUCUCCAGUGGGCGCUAGGGCUGGAUGGGGARUGGGUUCACGCCCGGGAAGGCGGAGUGCAGGAAUGGAUGGCCCUGCGGGGGGUGCAUCAGAGCCUGGUGCCUGAGGCUGUGCGCAUCCUGAGAUACGGGAGCCCAGGCGCAGGGCUUGGGGACACCCAGCCUACUCCAGGAGAAAGACAGUGCUCCGCGGGUAUCUCCAAGGCUGCCCUCUGA
Urocitellus parryii (Arctic ground squirrel) is the source of this 1047-nucleotide messenger RNA. NCBI's taxonomy places the organism in Eukaryota, Metazoa, Chordata, Mammalia, Rodentia, Sciuridae. The record is from RefSeq and is a predicted model, not a curated record.